GUCUUUACUAUAAGAAUCAGUUAAUUUUUUCGGUAUUCUUUGAUAGUCUGCCGUUAAAAUAUAGUUGCUAUAGCUCAAUGCUGCCAGCUCUUUUUGGGGAUAGUCCAUGCUUCAUGAUGUCUUUGUACAGUUACAUAACCACAACAACUCCAGAGAGUGAUCGAUUUUUACGCUUCAGUAUCCUUGCAGUGUUUGUUUUACUUACAAACUAUCUAAGUGUAAUCAUUGAGCCUAUCAAUUACUUUGGGUAUACAAUAACUUGCGCAAUAUGUGUGCAUAUUCAAAUCGCUGGCAUACUCUACGGUAUCUACUUAGUAAAAGAGCCGAAGUCAAAUGAAAGUUUUUCUCAAUUGAAUGAUUCCGCUGCCGAUACUCUUUUAACAAAUCUGGAUGACUUGCCGAUUAAAGAGAACGUCACAAAUGUGAAAUUAUCGUUGAAACCUCCUCGACGAAAUGUGUUGAAAGAAUUCUUUGAUCCGAGUCUGCUGUUGGAGUUUAUUAAAUUACCUUUUAAGAAACGAGGCAAUAAUGGAAGCCUUAUAUUUCUGCUAUUAAUUUUGUGUUACUACUUGACUGUGGGAACUAUAUACAUUGAAUCAAAAUAUUAUUAUGAUCAUAGUCACAACACAUACAGAAUGAAAAAACUUGUGACAUCUAUUAUUGGAGCCUGUCUUUGUGGUGUCAUUUUUAGUAAAAUGUGGAAAUUCUCCGAUUCCAUGAUUGGAAUCUGGAUUGCUGUCUUCACAGCUGUGUCACGCGGCAUGUUUGUCAUUGCAGAUACUAAAACAACUUCUAAAGAGUUUUAUACUGCUCAAGUGCUCGAUUUGUUUUCCAUUCUUCGUAUAAUACCAAUUAAAUGCAUAGCAUCAUCUAUUAGUGAGGGCGAUGGAAAAUUAUUUUCUUUCUUUGGCAUCUUGGAACCAAUUGUUGUCUUCAUAUAUCCACGCAUAUUUGUUCCAGUCCUUUCUGUCGUAAUUGAUUCAUUUGAGAAUUUAAUGUUGCUAUUUAUUGAACUGUUUUACGUACCAACUAUGCUGAUUUUGUUUGCUUGCUAUUUUCUAAUUCGUCAUCGUAGUGCGAACUUGGCUUAGCAAAAUUAAGAAACUGAAGGGACAAAUACAGAUCCGAAGAUCCAUGAUCUAUAAUCAAAUCAAAUUAAAAAUUGUAAUACUAAUUUUUAUUUCUAUUUUGUGUGUGUAACAAGCCGUAAGAAAGACGA
Messenger RNA from Drosophila albomicans, 1219 nucleotides. RefSeq lists its product as uncharacterized. Gene Ontology annotation, cellular component: membrane. The transcript is spliced from 6 exons. Gene Ontology annotation, biological process: transmembrane transport. Bases 78 to 1091 code for a protein of 337 amino acids. NCBI's taxonomy places the organism in Eukaryota, Metazoa, Arthropoda, Insecta, Diptera, Drosophilidae. The record is from RefSeq and is a predicted model, not a curated record. Gene Ontology annotation, molecular function: transmembrane transporter activity.